ACCAAAGAGACUGUUACUAUAUCACUUGCUUCGGGGCAAGCCUUACGCUAGCAACCCCAGCUCCGGCAUGGUCUGGGGUCUUUGUGCCAUAUUGGCCCAUUGUGAACAUAUUGUAUUGUAUAAGAUAUUGGUGCUAAGCGUUUUAUGUCACUAUGCCAGAGCUUGCCCUGAAUCAUGCGAUGCAAGAACAGUGUCUUAGGUCUGGAGAUAAACAAAGUUAAAAUGUGCCAUUAAGCAUUCUGAGCAAGUCAGUGUACCAGAUGUUUUUCAAAUUUAAAUCCCAAAGGGUAUAGGUCACUCGCAAUGGCUUAUUGGAUUACACAUACAUGUAAGACAUCAAAAUUGAUGUUUUUGGAGUUAAAAUAUGCCUGAUUUCCUUUUUGGAGACGUUGGAAAGCAGGGAAGCAAAAUUGACUUGUGUACUGUAUUUCCCCACCAAGAAACUAUACCAUGGAUAUGGCUUCUUAGGCUAAUCUUAGCAAUGGAUAUCCCAUAAUAAAACCAGGACUGCUAUUUGAAUUGACCUCUAUCAAUGUGACUGUCGUAGGUGGGUGCUGGUUGCCUGAGUUGCUGGCUCCAAGCUCCAACAGAAUAUUCGGUGAUUUGUUGGAAAAUACUUCUUGGCUUUAAUAAAGCAGUCAGAGAAAAGUUUGCAAACAAAAGUCAAAAUAUUAAAUUCCCCUUUAAUUCUCAACAUCAAAGUUGACGUUUAGCAGUCUCAGUUGUAUAGUAGCUUUGAUUUGUGACCCUAUUUUUAAAUUUGGAAAGGGGAGGGUUGUUUUUUUAGUGGUGAUUUUGUUGUUUUUAUUUUCAAACUUAUGCCGGGGAGUACUGGAAGAAUUGUAUUGGAAUAUGAUCUAGCAAAAUGGGAUUCUUUUUUCAUUUGUAUCUAAAUAAUACCCAGAAUGAGCUGUUUUUCGUACAAAUGCACUGUGCUGAAUAUUUCAUUUGGAAUGUCUAAUUUACUUAUUGUAGACGGCCAGCACCAAAAGCAAAAUUUCAGGAUUUGAAUGUAAAAUGUUUUCAUUAGAGUUAGCCAAAAUUUUUUUUUUGACUAAUAGCAGCUUUGAAUCACUGCAAGAAUGUUUACGUAAAUUGGAGUGCCUCAAGUGCCUGUAAUUUGCAUAAUCAUUUGGAUAUUUUGUAAAUGGAUCAAUUUAAUGGCAUCAGGAAUCAGUGCUGCAGUUACAGGCAGUACUCGUAUUGAUUUUUGUAGAUUUGUACCUAAUGAAGAUUAAUGUAAAUUAUAUUGUUCAGAAAAGUUAGUGUAAAAGUUAUGCAGAUAUUUGUAAAUAUAAACAACGAGGCUUCGCCUCGCCUUGCUACGUGGGGGAGGUGACUUCACUGCCUGUCAUCUGCUCCGUGUCCUCAGGCAAGUUCCCGGGCAACUCGUGAACACUCACACUCAUACACGUGUACUCGUACCGCUGUAUUAUAGCGAUGAUUGAAGAUGAAGUACAUGUACAUGUAUGUAUAUGCACUUAACAAAAGCACAAACAAGAGAGUUUGACAAUUGUUAUAGACCAUUUCAUCGCCAACCAAGAACGCUUAUUUCAUGAAGCCAUCUAGCAAUGCUCUUGAACUUUCUUUGAAACAACAAUGUUACAACAGUGCAUGCUUGUGCAUCUCUACAUUAAAACGACAUUCACCCUUAUUUGGUUAUGGGCUCUGUGAGCCAACAAAAGAGAGUCCUGAGGACGGUACACUCAGCGUGUAACUGGUUCACACGCGAAGUUUGCAUGACUGCACAAGUGGGCCAAAGCUAUUAGCUACAGCCUCUUCACUUAAGCGUCAGGCGUCAUCGGCGUGCAAAUAAGUUCGAAUUCAGCUUGCGAUGGUCUCCCAGACUAAUCCCCGCCCCCAAUAAUUUUGGACCAUUCCAAAUAUGCAGUGAAUGGACCAGGAACCAAUCUGGGUCUCUCACAACUCCCUUUUCUGACCGUUGAAGGGGUAUAGGUGGACGGAGCCCAUACUAAGCCACCCACAUGUAUCUGGCUAAAUUUACCAUAUGAUUUGUGAGAAGUGUGUUAUGUGAGGCUGUGAAAUAACUGAACUUGAUGAAGUGGUCUACAGCAAGAAUGUAAACUAUAGUCUGUUUUAGUAACCAACUUAGUUUUAUCCCGAUACUACAUUUAUUACUGGCUGAUAUUUCAGAAACCAUUCGGGCUUCAUGAUGCUGAAAUUCAUCAACAAAAAUAAAGAAACCUUCUAUUUUGACAUAGAAGGCCAGUGCCCUCUUUGCCUUCCAUGCAUUUUAUUAACACUCACCUAGCCUCAGCUUCUGAGCAGAGUUUUUUUAGAGAAUAAAAUAGUGGUGCAUGUAUAUUAAUUUAACAGAUAUUUUUGUAAUCUUCUUAUAUUGUACAGCUGAUCUGUUUUUUUUCUUCACUUGAAUGGAUUGUUGAGAAAGGGAUUUCUCAUUCUCAGAUUGUUUACUUCAUUGCCACUUACUUUGGCUAUGGUGUGAUUCACAUGUGUCUCUCCAUGGUCAACUUGUUAGACUAAUUUUUUAAAUCGUAAGACAAAAUAUAGAAACACAACUGUCAUGGGAGACAUAUAUAACUACAGCAUUUAUCCAAGAAUAAAUCUAUUUAUUAAUAUAAAUUUAGCCCAGACAAUGUUUUGCUCUUAAAAUGAAGGCUUUUAUCUAUAUAUUAAUAGUCUUUUCAAUGAGAUAUUAAUUUUUUUGUUUUCUCGAUUUUAACGGCAAAUUUGUUUUACAAACCUAGUGCCACUAAACUGGUACGACAGACCAACAUCCCAAAUGUCAAAAAAGGAGUUCUAGCGCCCCAGUUAGUGGGACUAUUGCAAACCAAUUGUCAGUUUUAACUUAAAAUUGUAAAAAAAAAUCUUUAUUAGUACACACGUAUUAUUAUUAUUUUGCUGAAAUUUGAAGUAACUUGAGAUGGUACAAAUUAAUAGUGUAGCUGAAAUUCCGGUGGCAUCAUUUUUCUAUGGGGAACAUGUGUUCAAAUUUGUCUUCUUUUUUUCAUUGUACAGUCAUUCAAAUAUGCCCUGACUUAGGUUCGCUAGUAAGGUAGGGCCAUAGUCUAUAUAUAGUUGUCUAGAGUCGUCCUGUUAUUAUCUGAUUAUGUCCGAAUGGGUGUGUUGAAAUGAAUUAACACAUAACUUCAAAAGUUAGCAUUUCGCUGUCAAGGUUUGACAUAUGUUCUUAUCGUGUGUCUUGUGUUGUUAUUAAUAUAAAGACAAAAGAAGUAGCUAUUUCUUUAUAACUUUGCGAUCAACAGAGGGCGCUCUUACAAAUUAUAAGCAGUUAAUUUGGCACCAAAAUGUAUUUAUUGGGAUGAAAUUAUGGAACAUAGAAAAAAAGGCGGCGAUUUCUUACACAUUUUGGUAGUCUUGGUUUCAAGACCUUCGUGUUUAUGUUUACCAAAAUUUCUAGAAAGAAUAUAUAGGUUUUCCCGGCCAAUUUCCUAAAAUGUUUAUUCGCUUCUGAAACUCAUUAAUUUUCGUCUGAAUUUGGGAAUCACUCUGAACAUGCGUGUAGCGAUUCCAUCUAAUCGAUGCAUUGUAGCAAGUCUAAUCCAUGUAUCCCAGCAUGCAUCACUCCUAACAUGGCCGCUCACUGUUCGUAACUGUUCGUACGUGAACUCGUGUUGUCGUCCAAUAAACCUGGAAUAGUUCCCAACAUAUCGGAGUCUAUAACUUUCUUCAUGGUGUCACCGCUGUCGGCGAUCUGGUGAAUCAAUCGCCGAAUAUUUAGCUGCACUACGUGCACUGGCCAGUGACUGCAAGUUUGGCCAAAACCUUGAUGAAAUGCUGAGAGACAGACUUGUGUGUGGCGUGCAGAAUGAACGCAUCCAGAAAUCCCUGCUUGCCCAACCAGAGGACAAACUUGACCUCAAGCGCACAGUGGAACUUGCACAAUCAAUGCAGCUCGCAGGUGAUCAGGCAAAGAUGUUGUCAGCCUCUACCAGCACAAUGGCUGAAUCAAAUACCACUGUCAACGCUUUCAAAAAGAAACAAGCUCAACGCCUAAACAGACCAACAUGGUCAAAUCAACGGCAGACAUCUGCACGCAGUAGUUCUACACAGCAGCAAAAGCCCAGAAAACCUUGUGGAAAUUGUGGAACUUUUCACAAGAGGCGCGAAUGCCCAGCCUAUGGCAAGACUUGCCACAAAUGUAACAAAAAGAAUCACUAUGCUGAUUACUGCAGAAGCAGCCGCCACGUCUACACAGUAAACCCCGAUUCAUACUCGGAGGAAGAUGAACCUGCCGUGGAUGAGCAAGAAUUAUUUUACGUUCGAGCCGUGGACAACACCAACUUGAACUUGAAACAUGACAUCCACGCUACGCUUGUGGUGAAUAACACACACGUUCCUGUCCAACUUGACACUGGUGCACGUUGUAACGUCCUGCCCAUGAAUGUUUACAACGUCAUCGCACCACCUAAGUCCAUUGAUAAUUCAAAGUCAACCAAGCUAAUCGCUUAUGGAGGAACCGAGCUCCACACAGUUGGACUAGCUACACUGCCAUGUCGCAUUGACUCAUCGCAGACUGAACACAAUAUUGACUUUCACAUUGUUGACACACAAGUGAAAGCUAUCCUCGGCUUAACCGAUUGCCUCCGUCUAGGCCUGCUGUCUGUCAAUAACUUGGUUUACCAUGUCUCCAAUGACACCACAUCGCCUCAAGUCUUCAAAGACUACGAAGACCUGUUUGACAGCUCGCUCGGGUCACUACCAGUCAUCUACACCAUGACCAUAGACCCCAAUGCUACGCCGGUUGUCCGACCCCCACGUCGCAUCCCUGCUGCAAUGCAAGACAAGGUCAAGUCCGAACUGCAACGGAUGACUACCUUAGGCGUGAUCACUCCAGUCUCCGAACCGACAGACUGGGUUUCCUCCAUGGUCGCGACUCAUAAGAAAAACAGCGAAGAAAUCCGCUUAUGCAUCGACCCUCGCGACCUUAACGGAGCACUGAAACGCCCACACCACCCUACCCGAACAGUAGAGGAAGUCGCUGCCAAGAUGGAUGGUGCGACAGUUUUCUCAGUGCUUGAUGCUAAAUGCUCGUUCUGGCAGAUCCCCUUGGAUUACGAAUCAUCACUGCUGACUACAUUCAGCACGCCAUAUGGCAGAUACCGCUAUCUUCGCAUGCCCUACGGCCUCUGUUCUGCCUCCGAUGUGUACCAGAGAACCAUGGAGCAGAUAUUCGCCGAUCUGCCAUGCUCCAUCAUCGUAGAUGACAUACUAGUUGGUGGACGCACUAAAGAGGAACAUGAUCGAAACCUCAAAACUGUCCUUGAUCGGAUACGCAAAAUCAACAUGCGCCUCAACCCCACAAAGUGCCGCUUCGGUCUUGAACAAGUCUCAUAUGUCGGUCACGUCUUCACCGCCAGUGGACUUAAGCCUGACCCAGCUAAAGUCAGUGCUAUCACCGACAUGCCUCCACCCACUGACGUUACUGCCCUACAACGCUUCCUUGGCAUGGUGACAUACCUGGCCAAGUUUGUACCCAACUUGAGCGACUUAACAGCCCCACUACGCGAGCUCACACAUAGUGACAUCCAUUGGUGCUGGCUAGAGCAACACAAUGCCGCAUUUCUAGCAAUCAAGGACAAGAUUGCUAAUGCGCCGACACUCAUGUACUUUGAUGUCCGCAAGCCAGUCACGUUGACCUGCGAUGCCUCCAAGUUUGGCCUUGGCACAGCCUGCCUACAAGAGGGUGCCCCUGUCGCGUAUGCUUCACGUACCAUGAGUGACACUGAACAACGCUACGCACAGAUUGAAAAAGAACUGCUUGCAGUUGUGUUUGCCUGCACCAAGUUCCACGACUACAUAUACGGUAAAGACAUCGUAGUCGAAACUGACCACCAACCAUUGGUCACCAUCGUCAAAAAGCCUCUGCUGAGUGCCCCUGCGCGGCUUCAACGCAUGCUUCUCCGGUUACAGAGGUAUAACAUCACCCUCGUGUACAAGAAAGGAAAAGAAUUGUUCCUUGCCGACACUUUGUCACGUGCACCCUUGACAACGACCGGUACUGAAACUGAUGACCUGCAAGUCAUGACCCUCCUGCCAAUCUCUGACAUGCGACUUGAACAGCUCAAGAAAGCAACUGCCUGUGACUCUGCCAUGCAACAGCUCACUGUUGUCAUCAGUCGCGGAUGGCCUUCGCAUAUCAACAAUGCCCCACCAAAGGCCCACCCCUACUUCGCGUUCAGAGAUGAACUGGCUCUCGACCGCGGUAUCAUCUUAAAGGGACAUAAGGCCAUCAUUCCCAAGUCACUACGCGCAGAAUACAUCCAAAUACUGCAUGAAGGUCACCCGGGCAUCGAGGCUACCAAACGCAGAGCCAGAGAUGUAGUUUACUGGCCAUCAAUGUGCCUUGAUAUCGAACAGUCCGUCUCUGGAUGCACAGUUUGCAACGCUACCAAAGCCCAUCAACAGAAAGAACCACUGAAAAGCUACCCCCCACCCAGCCUACCAUGGGAACACAUUGGAGUUGACCUAUUCCAUUGGAACGGUAUGGAUUACCUAGCCCUUGGUGACUCAUACUCCGGCUGGUUUGACUUCGCUUCACUCGACAACACCUGUGCCUCUACAGUCAUUGAGGUACUCAAGAGACAAUUUUCCAUCCAUGGAAUCCCCCGCAUCGUUAUCAGUGACAACGCGCGACAAUUUGAUUGCUUCGCCUUCAAACAAUUCGCACAGUCAUGGGGCUUCCAGCAUACAACCAGCAGUCCCCAUUUUCCCCAGUCCAAUGGCCUUGCAGAAAGCUCUGUCAAGCGCGCCAAACAACUCCUCGAGAAGACAAAACGCGACGGUUCAGACCUCUACCGAAACCUGCUGAACAUUCGCAAUGUCCCAACCAACCCCCAGCUUGGCUCACCUUCCCAACGUCUCAUGUCACGGCGUCUUCGCACAACCAUCCCUACCCCGACGCCACUCCUUAAACCCGCCAUUUACACACGCGUCACAGCACAGUUACGCAAGAGGCAACAGCAACAGAAGUCUACAUACGACAAAUCAGCCAAGCCCCUCCGACCACUGAAACCAGGGCAAGUUGUUCGUCUACAAUCACCCAAAGGGCACGACCAGCUUGGAAUUGUCCAAAAGCAUUCCAGAAACCCCAGAUCGUACAUCGUCAAUGCCCAAGGCACACUCUACCGCCGCAAUCGGAGACACUUAUUGCCAGUCCCUGAACCACCUCCACAGCAACAACACUCACCUGACUUCUACUUACCGCCACAGGAUCCACUGCCUCAGCCUGCCAUCCCCCACGCACCUCCACCACAGCCAGUUCUCACUCGCUCCGGUCGCAUCUCGAAGCCAAAUCCUAAAUACAUGUACACUUAACAGUUUUGUGUGACUGUUAUUGCUUUGCCCGCACUGGAUUUGUGUUGUUGAUCCAAAUUUUAAGCUGAUAACUUUGGACUGUCCCCGACUACUGGACUGUUAGUAACUCCAUUUGCCUACUCAACAUGUGUUAUGUGUUGUACACUACAGAGAUGAGGGCAGAAUAAUCCCUUGUACACACAUCGAGUACUGAGGGCAUUUGAGUUUUGUUUUUGUUUUUUUUACUAUAUUAUUGGUUUAACCCUCUGUUUGUUUUUUAGAGGAAAGGAUAGUAAUUGUUUAUCUUGGUACAUUUACAUAACCAGUGUGUUUUUUAAAUAUUCAUUAAGUGUUUUCAAAUCAGUGAAAUACUCGGACUUUAAAUUACCAGACUCCAGUUUACAAAUUCACUGAUCAAACAAAUGUUUAUUUCAUAAAGCUGUUUUAUUCAAAAUGUUAAAACUAAACUUAGAAGAGAGGAUGUAGCGAUUCCCAUCUAAUCGAUGCAUUGUAGCAAGUCUAAUCCAUGUAUCCCAGCAUGCAUCACUCCUAACAUGGCCGCUCACUGUUCGUACGUGAACUCGUGUUGUCCAAUAAACCUGGAAUAGUUCCCAACA
Messenger RNA from Patiria miniata (bat star), 7916 nucleotides. RefSeq lists its product as uncharacterized. The record is from RefSeq and is a predicted model, not a curated record. Lineage: Eukaryota; Metazoa; Echinodermata; Asteroidea; Valvatida; Asterinidae. Bases 3778 to 7320 code for a protein of 1180 amino acids. Gene Ontology annotation, molecular function: nucleic acid binding. Gene Ontology annotation, biological process: DNA integration. The transcript is spliced from 2 exons.